This is a messenger RNA of Nerophis ophidion (straightnose pipefish), 2431 nucleotides long. It is a transcript of the gene ankrd34bb, whose product is annotated as ankyrin repeat domain 34Bb. NCBI's taxonomy places the organism in Eukaryota, Metazoa, Chordata, Actinopteri, Syngnathiformes, Syngnathidae. The record is from RefSeq and is a predicted model, not a curated record. Gene Ontology annotation, molecular function: protein binding. The transcript is spliced from 2 exons. The coding region runs from base 53 to 1543 and encodes 496 amino acids.
GCAGAUGAACCCUCAUCCAAGACCUGCAGUGUGGAUUUGAAGGAGCGCUAUAAUGGAUGAGGUGCGAACAGACGGCAAUUCUCUGCUGAAGGCCAUUUAUCUGAGUCGUCUGCGUCUAACUCGGCUGCUGCUGGAGGGAGGGGCAUACAUCAACGAGAGCAACGAACACGGAGAGACGCCACUAAUGGUGGCUUGCAAGACACGCCACUCAGACACACAGAGUGUUCCCAAACACAAGAUGGUCCAGUAUCUCCUGGAAAAUGGCGCGGACCCAAACAUCCAAGACAAAAGUGGGAAAACCGCCUUGAUGCACGCGUGCCUCUGCCAGGCCGGGAGUGAAACUCUGUCCCUUUUGCUGGGCAACGGCGCCGAUCCAACUCUGCAGGACAACACGGGCUUGUCAGCAGUGGUCUACGCCAUCCAUACAGGCAACAGGGACAUCGUUAAAAUCCUCUUGGACGCCUGCAAAGCAAAGGGCAAGGAGGUGAUCAUCAUCGCCACCGACAAGCUGGCAUCCGGCCAUCAGAGCACAAAACAGUACUUGAACGUCCCUCCACCUUCGGACCCCGAAGAGCGUUUCUACUCUGCUCCGACUGGCUCUUCUCAACGCCGGCUUCCUCCGCAGGGGUCCUCAGCCAACGCAUCUCCCCAGCCUGAAAGUACAAAGAACUCAAAUGUUGCCAUGGGUGAAUUUCAACCAGGUUCUCCUGGUAAACCUCCUAGUCCGUUAUGUGUGGAUAAACGCCUUGGUCUCCAGAGACUCCACUCAGAGCAGUGGUCUAAAGGUCCAUCCUUGUUGCUUCAGAAGAGGCAGAGCUCCUUGCUGACAGAAGAACAGGUGGAAGAAGAUCUGAGCCUCCAUCGACCUCCUAUUAGUACGGACGUGAAAGAUGGCCUCCUCAACAACAUGUCAGGCGAUGACAACAAAACUGGAUCUGGAAGGCGCUUCGCUCGAAAGAUGUCCUACGAUAGUUCUUCUUCGCACCCCAACUUGCAUCAGGAGAACAAUCUUUCCUUUUCCACCUGUGCCAGCGACCGUCCGUACGACAGCCUUCGACACUUCAACAUUUCCAGUCUGCAGAAUGUGAUUUUCCGGCGCAACAUCGGUGCCGACCAUUACAGUUCCGACUCUCAGUUGCUGCAGUUGGACAGCAAAGACAGAAGCUCCAAAGGAGCCGGACCAGCCAGGCCCAAGAUGGCCAACAGCAGGUCCUCCACCCUUUCCGGUUCCAGAGAAUCUCUGGAUUAUUCUGUUUCACGGAGAGGCUCCGGGGCACUUCUUCAGGAUCACAUUGCCUCCACUCGACCCGGGUAUCUCCCGCCGCUGAACCCCUACGCUCCUAUUCCGGACAUCGGUGUCAGCUGCGGCUCCUUGUGUCCUAGCGCUGGAAGUGGCAAAGCGGUUAGUGUUGCUUUUAAAGAUCCGCAGCCCGCUCUGCCCUGUGUUUUUCCAAGGGACCUGAAGUCCAAUAAAAUGCUGUGGAGGCGUCACUCCAUGCAGAGCGAGCAGAUUAAGCAGCUGGCCAACUUUGAAGAAAAGUAGGAACACUGACAUUUGGUUUUUUACAUUCAUACGGGAAAAUACAGUUUGUGCUUCUAAAGAGAGAUGGAUUCAGUCAGAUGACAUACCGGACGUACAUGGGAAUGUCAUCUACAUGUUCAACUUCCGAUCCAGACACCUAUUUUUUGGCCUCAAAUCUGAUCUGAUUUCAAGUCACGAUCUGAUAUUUUGCCAAUAAAUUACAGAACUGUUAGCGGAACAUUUCCAAAAUGGAACGCCUUAGAAGUUUCGGGCUUUGGCUUAGUUUUGCUCGAAGAAGAUAAAGAUAACAAUCUCGCCCUGUUUGUGAUCUAUACAAACACACACACCUGUCCCUCCAGUUGUUUCAGGAGUACCAGGUGCGGGGAGUGAGAGUGGACAAGAACAAGGUAGCUUUCGGUUUCUGCCAAGGUAGUGCCACACGGUGGUCCAGUGGUUAGUGCAUGUGCCUCACAAUAUGAAUAUCCUGUGUUCAAUCCCCGGGCUCGGGAUCUUCCUCCCACCUCCAAAGACAUGCACCUGGGGAUAGGUUGAUUGGCAACACUAAAUGGUCCCUAGUGUGUGAAUGGUGUCUAUCUGUUUUGGCCCUGCGAUGAGGUGGCGACUUGUCCAGGCUGUACCCCACCUACCGCCCGAAUGCAGCUGACACAGGCUUUAGAACCCCCCGGGACCCCAAAAAAGGGACAAGCGGUAGAAAAUUGAUGGAUGGAAGGCUCCGUCCUGUUACUGUUUGUAUUUAAUCCUUUUUGCCAAAUAAAUUGUUAAUCUUCAAUCACAGUCACCUCUCUUUGUUCAGAAAGCCUCAGAAUAACAUCAUCUGGGAGGACUCUUCCUUGUAAAAGGGAGGGUCCCAAUAGAACUAAAGUAAACCUGAGAACAAGGGGUGUUCCG